Molecule: messenger RNA, 738 nt
Organism: Dothidotthia symphoricarpi CBS 119687
Lineage: Eukaryota; Fungi; Ascomycota; Dothideomycetes; Pleosporales; Dothidotthiaceae
Exons: 2
Coding region: 1-738 (245 amino acids)
Molecular function (GO): protein heterodimerization activity
Source: RefSeq, a predicted model, not a curated record
AUGUCCCAGCACGACCUGUUCCUCAACCUCCUGCGCCCGGCCGUCCUCCACAUCCUGCGCGCGACGGGCUUCCACUAUGGCAAGCCCUCGGCCGUCGACACCGUCGUCGAUCUGACUGCCCGCUACCUGUCUCUGCUGGCCGAGCGCACCGCCUACAAUGCCUUUUCCAACCACAACGACCUCACCCCCGACGUGACCGACGUGCGCAUGGCCAUGCAGGACUGCGGCCUGCUUGUGCCCACCAUGACGGCCGGAGAAGAGCUGUGGAAGGAGAUACUGCGCAAGCCGCUGGAAGACUACAAUGCAGAAACAGGCGCGCGCGCAGACGAGGAGAAGCGACGCGACGCCGAGGACACGGCUGAUGUCAACGAAUUCAUCGCCUGGGUCGAGGGCGAGCAGAACAAGGACAUCAGGCGCAUCGCAGGCACAUACAAGCCUGUGGCCAUAAACCCCACCGAGCAGCUCGACCAGCUGGAGAUGGAGGACUACCUGAACACCCUGAUGAAGAAGCACAGCAAGACCGGCGUCGAGUCUCGCUUCCAGGGAACUGUGCUCGGUGUCCCCGCAGAGCCCAAAACGAUCAAGAUCGAAGGAGGCGGCCCAGACUCGAUUGAAGAAUGGUGUCGCAAAACACGCGAACAAGCAGCCAAAGCCGCCGAAUCAAAACGAGAGAACGACGCGACGAACCACGUCAAAACGAAAGAAUCUACAGAAGACAUAGUCAUGGAGACGGAGUAA